Molecule: messenger RNA, 1566 nt
Organism: Limanda limanda (common dab)
Lineage: Eukaryota; Metazoa; Chordata; Actinopteri; Pleuronectiformes; Pleuronectidae
Gene: chrnd
Product: cholinergic receptor, nicotinic, delta (muscle)
Exons: 12
Coding region: 1-1566 (521 amino acids)
Biological process (GO): nervous system process; monoatomic ion transmembrane transport; signal transduction
Cellular component (GO): synapse; neuron projection; postsynaptic membrane
Molecular function (GO): transmembrane signaling receptor activity; acetylcholine-gated monoatomic cation-selective channel activity
Source: RefSeq, a predicted model, not a curated record
AUGAAGCUUCAGGCUGCAGCACUCGGAGCCGUGUUCCUCCUCACUCUGCUCUCAUCUGAGUGCUGGGGCAGGAACGAGGAGGAGCGUUUGAUUCACCACCUGUUUCAGGAGCGAGGAUACAACAAGGAGCUGCGUCCCACGGAGCGGCAGCAGGACGCCGUGGACGUGUACCUCGCCCUCACGCUCUCCAACCUCAUCUCUCUGAAAGAAGUAGACGAGACGCUGCUGACGAACGUAUGGAUCGAUCAUUCGUGGACCGACUACCGGCUGUCGUGGAACUCCACAGAGUUCGAUGGUAUUGAGAUGCUCCGCCUCCCCCCCAGCAUGGUGUGGCUGCCGGAGAUUGUGCUGGAAAACAAUAACGAUGCCCAGUUCCAGGUGGCCUACUACAGCAACGUGCUGGUGGAUCCCGAUGGGUUCUGCUACUGGCUGCCUCCCGCCAUCUUCCGCUCCUCCUGCUCCAUCAACGUCAACUUCUUCCCCUUCGACUGGCAGAACUGCACGCUCAAAUUCACUUCUCUGACCUACAACGCCAAAGAGAUCCGGAUGCUGCUGAAGGAGGAGGCGGACGAAACCAGCAAGUGGACGGUGGAGUGGAUCAUCAUCGACCCGGCCAGCUUCACAGAAAACGGCGAGUGGGAGAUCAACCACCGGCCGGCCAAGAGGAACACGUACAAGCACAUUCCCAUGGAGAGCAACAAGCACCAGGACAUCACCUUCUACCUGGUCAUCAAACGCAAACCUCUCUUCUACAUCGUCAACAUCAUCAUCCCCUGUGUGCUCAUCUCCUUCCUGGCCUCGCUCGUCUACUACCUGCCCGCUGACAGUGGUGAGAAGAUGACCUUGUCCAUCUCUGUGCUCUUGGCUCAGUCUGUGUUUCUGCUGCUGAUUUCUCAAAGACUCCCGGAGACUUCCAUGUCUGUACCACUUAUUGUCAAGUAUUUGAUGUUCAUCAUGGUGCUGGUUACUGUGGUGGUGCUGAACUGUGUGGUCGUCCUCAACCUGCACUUCAGGACCCCGAGCACACACGUCAUGUCUGACUGGACCAAAAAGUUCUUCCUGGAGCGCCUGCCCCGGAUCCUGCGUAUGUCCCACCCUUCGGACGAGGAGCCCCACUGGGAUGGAGCGCUGCCCCGGCGCUGCAGCUCGGUGGGGUACAUCGCCGCGGCGGAGGAGUACUACAGCUUCAAGUCCCGCAGCGAGCUGAUGUUCGAGAAGCAGUCAGUGAGACACGGACUGACCACACGGACCACACACGCUGCAGUGGUGAGUCCACAGGACGACGGAGGGAUGACGGAGCAGCUGUACGCAGAGAUCAAGCCGGCCGUGGACGGAGCGAACUACAUCAUCAAACACAUGCGCAACAAGAACGACUACAACGAGGAGAAAGACAACUGGAGCGGCAUCGCUCGCACGGUGGAUCGUCUCUGCCUCUUCCUCGUCACUCCGGUGAUGACGCUCGGCACCAUCAUCAUCUUCCUCAUGGGAAUCUGCAACCACCCCCCCCACCUGCCCUUUAAGGGAGACACACACGACUACAGAGAGGAAAACCCACGGCUGCUGUAA